Molecule: messenger RNA, 1060 nt
Organism: Paramuricea clavata
Lineage: Eukaryota; Metazoa; Cnidaria; Anthozoa; Malacalcyonacea; Plexauridae
Source: the annotation of a GenBank genome assembly
AUGGCCGUGAAUGCAAAUGCAAAUGCGAUUCAGAUUGUUUUGUCAUUGGCAAAUAGACCAUUUCAAGAGGCGAAAGUAAACGGCAAGACAAUAUGUUCAGCGUGUUUUGACGAUACGAAUGACAUUAAAUUUUUCAUGGAAGAUAACGGCUUAACGCAGCAUUUUAGAGUGAAGCACAGUCACUUGGUGCUAGAUGAAGGCAUAACCAAGCAUUGUAAAAUGCUUUUCCAAAACCUACAUGGCCAAGAAACAUCCAAAAUAUUAAAGCAACUAUCCGCACUUCGACUAAAUACGGUAAGAAUGUACUUCGCCAUUUUAUAUGUCUAUAAUCUUUUAUGUUAAAAGUCUUGUUUUGAUAAGACCUAAAAGUCUAUGUAGAAGUUUUCAAGCAAAUAUUUCAUUCAAUAAUUUACAUUUUACACGAGAAGUGUUUCAAUUGUAAUUUAAUAUUUUGUUUGGAGUUUAUAUACAGUAUGAAUCAUCAGGUUGGUUUAAUGAACAGACAGAACAGUUUACGAAAAUGUGAGAAUAUAGCUUGAGGAUUGCUUAAUAUAAUAAUAUUGUAUUACUGGAAAUUUAUAGGAAACUAUUGGGCCAUUCCAUUUAAUAUAUCCAGACACUUCAAUAGUUGGAGCGCACAUCCAAUGGGGGAGAAGGGGGUCUUCAUUUUAAAUUUUCAUAUUUAAAGAGGGUAGCUUGAGAUUUUAAGAAAACGGCAAAAAAAUAUGCAUUUUAGUGAUAUUGAAGAGGGAAAAAUGAUAUCUUAAAGGGGUUAGUAAGAUAUCCUCUGGGGUAACUUCCACAAUGACCACAAAUUGCAUCCAAUUGCAAUUGCAUCCUAAGGGGGGUUGAAGGGUGCCUAUAUUAAAUGGAAUGGUCCAUUGCUAAGAGUUUGGAGUUUGGUUCAAUAUUUUGUUCAUUUAAAUUUUUUCACAGAAAGGUUCAUGCAAUUCUAGUUCAGAAAUGUAUCAAGAAUUUUAUGUUGUACGGAUUGAUGAAAUUGACAGUAUGGGCAUGGAAAUUGCAGCCAAAUGCAGAAGAGAAGCAGCAAAGUUGUAUG